GAACCCCCAAGACGCUCACCAACAUGCCUCUCAACUAUUCAAAGUGGGAUCAACUUGAGCUUUCUGAUGAUUCUGACAUCGAGGGCCAUCCCAACGUUGACAAGCGUUCUCUCAUCCACUGGAAGCAAAGGGAUAUCCAUGAAAAGCGCGAGGCCCGUAAACAUCACAUUGUCGCCCUUGGCGCAGAAAUCGCAUGCAAUCGCGUCCUCCAACCUCGCCUCAUCUCCAUCGCCACAGGUGUCUCAGAAAAGGGCCCUUCUCAUUUCUCUAAUCUCGUCGAGCAAUUGCAGACCAACCCUAGUCCAGAUGCGCCACCGACAAAUGCCCCAGGCCAGCCAACCUACGACGCUAUGAUCCUGAGCUUGUUACUCCAAAUCUGGGAGGAAGCGAAGAAAAACGGUGUGGGCAAGGACAGCGACAAACUUGGGGAUGUCCUUCAUGCUGGGAUCGAAAAUCAUUUAAAACAGCUUGAAGACCACACUAAGAAACUAGAGAAAGAUCUUGAAGAGGAAAAGAAAGAGCAGAAAAAGCAUAUCACAAGUGAAGACAUACAUGAAGGCUUCGAAUCCAAGUAUAUCCCGCCAUUACCUGCUCCUGCUCCUAUCAAAAACGCCAAAACUGAGGUGCCGAAGAAGACGAAAACAACAGCAACAACGUAUGAAGUACUCAACCCCGCCUCCUCCUCUCAAGCAUCCUCGUCCAAGCCUUCGAAAUCCGCGUCCGCUGAAUCUGAAGAUUCAGAGGAAGAAAUAACCGAAGAUCUCCCUGAACUUACACCUUCACUUGAGGCAUUCUCCCGUUUACCGAUCCACGGAUACGAAAAAUCAUGGGAGUACAUCCAAGCUCACAGGGACGUGAUAGUCCCUGGUGCGUCUGAUGCCUUGCUUGUGGCGGCCUUCCGCGCACAAUCCGAUGGAAUGACUGCAGAGUCCAACGGAGAGAAAAGAAAGGCAUUGGCACAGAAGAAAUACGCGAAACAAUGUGUUCACCAAAGUUUACUGUUGCAGUAUUGCGAUAAGCUUGGUGUAGAUGGUGUAAGGGUGUUCUUCAAAAAGAUGAUAUCUGGCGACAAACGUGCGGAUGCCGUCUUCGUGAAAGACGUCGAAGAUACCUAUGCACACCUGGAAACCCGUGUUUCUGCUUCUCUCGCUGCCUCUGAUGAUGCUGGAAAGGAACAAAUCCAGCUGGUGCCUGAAAACCCGGAGACCACUAUCAGCUUCAACGUUCCCGAUGGUCCACCACCUGAAGACUUGCGUCUAGAGGGUCCAGGGACGGAGAAUAUGGAUAUCGAAGAAGUGAGAAAGGCUCUGCAGAUGCGGUGGGAUGUGUUUUCAGGAUUUAGUCUGGAGUUACAAAAGGCUCUACAAGAUGGAAAGCUGGAUAGUGUCAACAAGGUGCUUGGUGGGAUGCAGGUGGACGAGGCAGAGGAAGUCGUGAGGCUUCUUGACAUUGGAGGGAUUUUGAACUUUGCAGACGGAGGGAUUAGAGAUGAGACAGGAAAAGAAGACGAGGAGGAAGAGUGAAUGUCAGAUUAGAGCCUACUCGUGAUAGCGCUUCUCUCAAGCGCAUUGUAUAACAUCCGUAAUUAUAACGACUUCCUUGUUAUAAAUAUAAAGGGAACACGUGUCUUCCUU
This is a messenger RNA of Serpula lacrymans var. lacrymans S7.9, 1634 nucleotides long. RefSeq lists its product as uncharacterized. Bases 24 to 1523 code for a protein of 499 amino acids. NCBI's taxonomy places the organism in Eukaryota, Fungi, Basidiomycota, Agaricomycetes, Boletales, Serpulaceae. Gene Ontology annotation, biological process: protein stabilization; protein folding. The record is from RefSeq and is a predicted model, not a curated record. Gene Ontology annotation, molecular function: protein kinase binding; heat shock protein binding; protein-folding chaperone binding. The transcript has 3 exons. Gene Ontology annotation, cellular component: cytoplasm.